Messenger RNA from Trichomonas vaginalis G3, 561 nucleotides. Its product is annotated as DNA/RNA polymerase superfamily. The transcript has a single exon. The record is from RefSeq and is a predicted model, not a curated record. Lineage: Eukaryota; Parabasalia; Trichomonadida; Trichomonadidae. The coding region runs from base 1 to 561 and encodes 186 amino acids.
AUGAAUGUUAAUCGUUUUCAUUUCAUUGAAGGUGAUACUGAUUCAUCUUAUUGGGCAAUCGCUGGCGAUCCAAAUCUUCCUAACACUCAAGCAUUUCAAGCAAUUGUUACCGAUAAACAGUUUUAUGAUAAAAACAUUUUCAAAUUCGCACCAUUUGAUUUCUUCUGUUUUGAUGAAAAAUUUAAACCUAAAUUAAAGAAUAAAGCUGAAGAAAAAGCACAUGAGAAGAAGUUAUUGGGUUUAGCAAUUGAGAAACAAGGUGAUAACAUGGUUGCUUUAUGCCCUAAGUGUUAUACAUCAUUCAACGGUUCAAUUGAUGGAAGUGAUUUUAAAAAGAUUGCACAAAAAAUGAAAGGUGUUAGUUUACGACAAAAUAGACAAUUAACACCUAAAAAUUAUUUGGAUAUAAUAAAUGAUAAAGUGAUAUUUGAUGGUCAGAAUAUUAAUUUACAACUUAAAAACAGGUCAAUGACUCGCUUAACAAUCGGUAAGACUGCAUUAACAGGAGCACACACUAAGGCUGUAUGUUGUGAAAAUGGAUGUUGUAUGCCAUUUAUUUAA